AUGCUAAGACUUUCUAAUAAUGAUGUAAUAUUUUCGAUUGUAUCCAUCUUAAUUUCUUCACGGUUCUGCAUUUUGAAAAUUUCUGAGGAUCUUUUUACGUCACUAUUAGAAAGUCUUAACACCUUACAAAAAUCACAUCAGCUUCAACAAUUAGAUGAGAACGGUAGAGUUGUGUCGAAAGAGAUUUUAGACAAAGCUGUUAAACAAGUGAUUCAGUCUCACAUGAAGACAGUUGCGGAACGAACGAGUGCUUCGCAGAGAACUACAUGCCCUGAUGCUGCAACUGAAUCAAGCACAGUUUUAGCUUUAUUGAAAUAAGCUUGCAUUGUGUAGUUACCUUUGGUAAGACUGUGAAGCUGUCUUCUUAGAUGCAUCUGAUGUGCUUUGGUUUUUGGAGCAAAUCUUCGCAAUCCCACUAUUCAGGUAGCUCGAGGAGGAGUUCCACAUCAUAUGAUAGUUCCCCGGAGGAGGAAUACCCAGUUACAAGGAGGAGUCGAUAUUCCAAGACUGAUCCACCACAGCGAUCCAAUUGGGAAGAAAAGCAAAAGUUAAGGACAAGCCAAGCCACCAACGAGGACGUUUCCGAACACUUGCAGAAACAUUAUUUACUCACAUUUGUGGUUCGAAGAAAUCUAAGCUGACAUCAGACGGUCAGAAAGAUCAGUAACAGGUAAGGAAAAAGUUAACAGCAUUGGUGGCAAAAUUUUCCAAGGAGAGGAGGAGUACCCAAUAAGAGUGGCAAGGCAUGUCUUCAACUGGGGUUUAAGAAUAAGCAUAUCCAGUUAA
This is a messenger RNA of Papaver somniferum (opium poppy), 786 nucleotides long. RefSeq lists its product as uncharacterized. The transcript is spliced from 3 exons. NCBI's taxonomy places the organism in Eukaryota, Viridiplantae, Streptophyta, Magnoliopsida, Ranunculales, Papaveraceae. The record is from RefSeq and is a predicted model, not a curated record. Bases 1 to 318 code for a protein of 105 amino acids.